AUGUCGAGACUCACUGCUGGUCCUCACCGGUGCUCUGGGAGAGUGGAGGUGCUUCUUGGAGGUUCCUGGUUCACAGUGUGUGAUGCUGACUUUGACCAGCAGGAUGCAGAGGUUGUGUGUCGAGAGCUGGGCUGUGGGAUUCCUGUGGAGGUGCUGGGAUCAGCUGCUUUUGGCCGAGGGGAGGGUCACACAGGGGCGCGGCUGGUGAACGGACCGGACUCCUGUUCUGGUCGAGUGGAGCUCCAGUACCUCAGUGACUGGGGCACAGUUUGUGCUGUAGGCUGGGAUAUGAGAGCUGCAGAUGUUCUCUGUGGACAGCUGGAUUGUGGGAGUGCUGUGGCUGUGGUGGAGUUUGACUGGUUUGGGGAGGGGAGUGGCCACAUCUGGGCUGAUGUGUUUGAUUGUCAGGGGAAGGAGACACACCUAUCACAAUGUAACAUCUCGUCAUGGAGUCGAGCUGCAUGCUCUCAUAAACACGAUGCUGGAGUCAUCUGUAAUGGAUCAUCCGUGGCGUUUCAUGAGGGGCGAGUGCGGUUGUCUGGAGGGAGCGAGUGUCAGGGGGAGGUGGAGAUUUAUUUCAGGCAGGACUGGAGGAGAGUUCUCCUGGACUCGUGGAGUCUGUCUGAGGCGUCUGUGCUCUGCAGACAGCUGGGCUGUGGCUCCGUGCUGAACUACCGCUCCUCUCCAUCCACCACUGAACACAAACACAUGUGUGUAACGGGUUUCAGCUGCUCUGGGAGUGAAGCUCAUCUGGGGAACUGCAGCAGUGCACAACCUGUCAACUGCAGCUCCGGGGAACAGCUGUACAUCACCUGCUCAGACCCCAGGUCCAUCAGGCUGGUUGGUUCUGGGGGAGACUGUGCAGGAAGGCUGGAGGUUUUCCACAGCGGCUCGUGGGGGACAGUGUGUGAUGACUCGUGGGAUAUUGAGGAUGCGCAGGUGGUGUGCAGACAGCUGCAGUGUGGAGUGGCCCUCAGUACACACAUACCAGCCUGGUUUGGUCCUGGAACUGGGUCCAUAUGGCUGAAUGAGGUGGAGUGUGAGGGGAACGAGACGUCCCUGUGGAACUGCAGAUUUCAGCUGUGUGAAGAGGGUGAAUGUGGACACCAGGAGGACGUAGGAGUCGUGUGCUCAGGUACAGUGUCAUGA
Ictalurus punctatus (channel catfish) is the source of this 1149-nucleotide messenger RNA. RefSeq names its product scavenger receptor cysteine-rich type 1 protein M130-like. Lineage: Eukaryota; Metazoa; Chordata; Actinopteri; Siluriformes; Ictaluridae. The transcript is spliced from 4 exons. Gene Ontology annotation, cellular component: membrane. The record is from RefSeq and is a predicted model, not a curated record. The coding region runs from base 1 to 1149 and encodes 382 amino acids.